Messenger RNA from Pieris napi, 4154 nucleotides. RefSeq lists its product as uncharacterized. Bases 3452 to 4138 code for a protein of 228 amino acids. The transcript has 5 exons. The record is from RefSeq and is a predicted model, not a curated record. Lineage: Eukaryota; Metazoa; Arthropoda; Insecta; Lepidoptera; Pieridae. Gene Ontology annotation, molecular function: calcium ion binding.
GGGGGAAUAGAUCGCGAUUGAUGCAAUUUUACCAAUAAUUAGGUAUUACUUUUCUUAUGCAUACUUAAUACUAUGCUAUAUAUUUUUUUUUCUCAUUUAUGUUCUCGUUUUUAAAUUAAUUGUAAUGAAUUUCGACUGGAUUUAUGGGCUGAUUUUAUUUUUAUAUUUUAAAAAUUAAAUUUCUCAAAUAUAAUUUAGAUUAUAAUUAAUUUAGUUGUUAUUUAAUAAUUUGAAACACUUAUUAAAUGUACCGAUGUGGUGAGCCGCGUUGGAGCAAUUUCUAAGGUCGAAGUUCGCUCACCUAGAGCUGGGCGUGUCUGUGUAGGUUUGUCUUGUCUCGUGUGAGCUAGUCGAUAGGUAAUCCACGUUUCUAUGUGUAUUCGUGCCCAACACAAUCGUAUCUAAAUAUAUCCUAGUCAGUCAAAGACGCUAUUGCAUUAGUAAAUUGUUCGGCGCGGGGACAUUCGGUUAGUUGAAAUAUUUUAGCGAAAUUCAUCCUUCAAAAUUGAGAAUUCUAUAAGUAUAGUAUAUUUUUUAAAUCUUUCUAAGUAUAUCGAAUGAAUUCGAUUUAACAUGUGUUCAGUCUGUAUGUGUUCACUAUUUAAAUGUAGGUUAGGUCAGAACCCGUCGGUUCUAGAACUAUCAUUGUCUAGUUAAAUUGCGUGCUGUAGGCUAAUUGUUGAGGUAUCGCUUCCAGAAUAGUUUAAUAAUCUUAAUAUACUGUUAUCGUAAUUAUGAAUAUUUAGUCACUGGCGGUACCACGAUGCUAGAUGUAUGCAAUCCUAAAAGUCGUCCUAUCUUUUCGCCUAGACCUUGUAUUUAAUGCCAAAGCUGCAUCUUCAGUGUUAGCUUCCCUCCUUCGACCGUGCGUACGGUCCUAUAACCGCUUCUAGAGUAUUCCAGAACAGUAGUAUUAAUAUCAAGAAAAUAAAUGUCUCCCGUAUGCAUAAUGUUAGUUAAAUUUAAUGUGUUAGAAUUAAAUUUUUCACGUUUUGUACUUAGGUUAAAAUUAGAUUAUAGGAGUAUAAUAUGCCGAUUCGACGUUUAACUUCAAACAAAAAUUUCUAUGUAAUGUGAAAAUUAUCUAGUUACGUAAUAACUAAUAGUUAAGUGUGGCUUAAGGUAGUGAAAUUAUUGUUUGGAAGGAAGAUAAGCGAAGGGAAAUAAUCACUUUGCGCGUGUGUUGUUUUUGUUGGGCGUCCAUUGCCAGUUGGGUAAAUAUCCAUUAAAAGGAAAAGGCAGUAUUCCAAGCAAUGAACGAGCAUCACGCUAAAUCAAAUUAUUAAUAAAUGGACAAGGCGAAAACGAUGAAAUGAAAACAUGCAGUUUGCGUCUCUUACGGUCAAUUAUUAAGGUUUCGUUAAUAUUUUCUUUCAUAUCGCAAAUAUGAAUUAAUUACUUAAUUUUUUUUCAGUGCCAUUGUAAAAGUAUUACGUUAAUUUUAAAAUACUAUGUUGCAUGAAAUGCAUUUUUUUAUAUAAUUGAAAAUUUUCUACGGAAUUAUAAACUUGACGGUCAAAUAGUUAUUUUUGUAUAACGACUGAAUCUCGGUAUUUUAGACGGUGAUUUACAAUUUUGCAUAACAUAAUACGGAUUUGCAAAGCGAAUUCUAAUAUUUUGCUACUAACUUCACGGUAUUGAAAGUUCAUUUUUCAAUGUAACAAUUCUUAUGAAUGCGCAAUCUUGCUUAAUAUCAACGCGGAUAACAGAUUUCAAAGAUGUCGGAUCAAUAGACAAUUUUCUGUAGACAUUAUUUUUUAUUCCAAAGCUAAAGCAGUGACGCCUUCUCCUAAACUUCAGUCGAUUCAGCUAAAAAGAUUAAUCCCAAGCCAAUCUUUGAAUUCUGUUAAUCUCUAGAUAAAGAAUCUAAUUCUUUGUUGGUCUUCAUAAUGACAGCAUAAUGUUAAUUUUCAUUAUGAUUUCUUAUUGAAUUGUUUAGAUUUAUUUUGUUAAUUUCGUGAAUGGGACGGUGCCACGCUAGAGUCGCGUCCGGGACUCGAACAACAACGAUUGGUAUGAAAUACGAGUGAUCCUAGCGUGGAACCGUCCCGACGCAUUACCACUUUGUAAAAGUGAACCAAAUUUGAAACGCAUAAUAUUGAUGUAAUCAUCCGAGUCAUAGAUUUGAUCGCGAGCAAUGUGUGUGAGAGCUGCCAGCUACUGGCAGUAUAAACAUGGUAUUGUGAUAGAUACAAUAAAAUUGAGAACUGCGCGUGAUGAUAAUUUUGUACGUGGUUUUUCAAUGUUUGAACUAUAUCAAACGGCAAAGGAAAGUCGAUUGGUUUCCUUUUAAAAACAGUGUUGUGGUAAUGUAAGGCGCAAUGCGAUAACUGCACGAUACGUAGAUGAAUGUAUGGAGCCAUUAUACUUGUGCUAUUUCUAAUGUUAACUAGGCUUGCGUUCGUUGUGUUAGUCUUAGAGCGAUCUCAGCCGUUCGUCUCUCCUUCACGCGUUUAUCAUAUUAAUGGAACAUUUAUCGUAGUGAUCGUAUUAAAAAUACUCCUUGAUAGCGUAGAGCGUGUUUAGCUUAUGAUGUCUUUAGUAAAAUUGUAUGUCUCAAUAAAAUAGCAGAUAUUAUCGAAGGAGAGAUGAAUGUCACCGAGUUUCUAUUUAGAGUAACCGAUAAGUAGUAUUUUUGUAUUCGUUCUCCGAUCGGAAAAGUCACGGCGACUCGACCGCGGAGAAGGUCAUGUCCCCGAGUCGUUUAUGAUACGUUCUAAAUUGUAGUCCGGCUGAAUGAUGAGGUGGCGAACGAUCUGGUAAAGACGGAAUACGUAACAAAAAUGACUCGAUGCGUGCAUAGUUACGACAUACCGAACCUACCUCACUUGCAAAAGCAUAAAGACUGAUAUGAAUUAAUUCAGCGGUGGUCAGAUCACUGCACUAGAAGUCUGUUGUCUAUUAGUAUUAGCGAAAUUCUUAAUUGUAAUUUCUUCACUUAAAUUAAGCGUCCAAUAAUCGAAUCAAAUUUUACGUUAAACUCCCCGUUUGAAGAUGACAACAGUCUUAUUAUUUUAUAAUAAUUAUCUAUAUCUUACGUUACUGUCCUGUAAUAUUGUUGAAAGAAGACUGAUAUUUUAUAAAUGUUCCUAUAUUUUAAUUUAGAAUAAUUUACUGCCUACCAAUUCAUUUUAUUUUAACCCUUCGGUAAUGAUCAUUACUUUGUCUCUUGUAAUAUUAUUAAUAGUGCGUGACGCUAUAUUAUGUCAUGGAUUUUUGAAAAUUUUAAUGCAAUUUUGUAUGAAAAUUAAUCAAGUGAUUGAUAAAUUAAAUGGUGUUUUAUUUAUAUUCAUCCCUUAUCGUAGUUAAAAUUAUGAUAAUCACAUGUUAUUGAAGUAUAUAACUUAAAGUAAUUUAGUAAUAGGUACUCAGCUAAGUUCCAAUUGUUAAUAAAAUGAGGAAAAAAAUUAAAUACUAGAACCUACACGUAUGUACAAACUUAAAAAAUAAAAUGUCAAAAGUAAAAGUGUCAAAUUUUAUUUAUAUAUUAACAGUAGCCAAUAAAAAUAUUGGCAUUGUUAAUAUGGGUCACCACAUAAGCACGUUGUUCUCGAGUCUUGGGAGGUUUUUCGAGUAUCCCGUAAAGAGGAAACCCAUAUGCUUUUAUAGGCAAGAAGACUUUACCGCAACUGGUGAACCUCAGAGGAAGGUAGCUGACACUCAGAAAACUACUAAGACUGAUUAUGACAAGCUAGUUGAAUUAUUUUACAAGAGACUAGCUGAACAACGGCAGUAUAACCAGGAAAUGAAAGAGCAAGAUAGACGAUGGAGUAUGCAGAAAGUAGUUGAAAGGUUUCCUGGCUGGAAUGAGGUUACUAUCGCGAACCUGCACAGUUUAUUUCUUCUUUUCGACAACCAGUCAAACGGCAUGCUUGGAUUCGAUGAUUUCUGUGCUGUUCUUGAAAGUUUGGGGGACGAAAGUUCAAUGGAGCUUCGUAAAGAGAAAUUUAAUGCGGCCGACUCUGACAAUGAUGGCUGGAUAACUUAUGACGAUUUUUUAUCGCUCGUUUAUCACUUUAGUCCGCAGGAAAAUGGCAAUCUGACAGGAUUAGCCCAACUGUGCAACGAUGUUGCAGAUAACAUACAAUUUGUUAGCAAUCUUACCGUAGGCGAACAGUUAGAAUAUGGGUUGUUUUAAAAUAAAAUAAUCAUUA